Mucor velutinosus is the source of this 318-nucleotide messenger RNA. RefSeq lists its product as uncharacterized. The coding region runs from base 1 to 318 and encodes 105 amino acids. Lineage: Eukaryota; Fungi; Mucoromycota; Mucoromycetes; Mucorales; Mucoraceae. The transcript has a single exon. The record is from RefSeq and is a predicted model, not a curated record.
AUGGCCUCCUCUGCAACACAGCAUUUAAUACCAAAAGAUCCGCCUUCAUAUGAAUCACUAUAUCAAAGUAUACCAUCGCAAUCAUCGUAUUCGGUAGAACAGCAACAACCACAGAGCCAGUCAGCAAAAAUUUCAUAUGCUGUGAAGAGAUACAUCCGUCGACAUUCGCCUUUUCUACAAACCACAACGGCUGCCAUAUUUGUUGCUGCUACUAUCUCAGCGACUGUCAUGCUGCUGCUAUGGCAGCUACAAAAUCUGGCCUCGCCUCAGGAUCCAGAUGGCCCAUGGUUCAACCCUGAAGAAUACUCAACAUCUUGA